UGUAACAUCUAACAGAACGUUGCAAAUUGUUGGUAUAAAUUAUAUUUUAACCAUAACCUUAUUUAAUUAUUAGUAUUAUUUAAAUACAGUUAAAAAAUGAAAGUCAAGAAAGUGAAAACUCAGAAAUCCUCUGUUCUCAACAAAGCAGUAAGCAACGUUAAGCAAGUUAUCAAGAAAAGAGACAAAGAAGCAGUUAAAAAGAGUCUUUUAAAAAAAUCUGACGAUAAAGAUAAAAAUAAAGAAAAACCAUUUAAAUCAACAAGAGGUGUUAUCUACAUUGGUCACAUACCAUAUGGAUUUUUUGAAAAUGAAAUGAAAGAAUAUUUUGAACAGUUUGGAAAAGUGACUAAAGUAAGAGUCGCUCGCUCCAAAAAGACUGGCAAAAGCCGUGGAUAUGGUUACAUUGAGUUUGAAAAUAUUGAAGUAGCAAAAAUAGCUGCAGAAACAAUGAAUAAUUACUUGAUGUGUGGCAGACUUUUGAAAGCAACUUUCAUUCCACCAGAAAAGCAGCACAAAGGCUUUUUCAUAGGGAAGCCUUGGACUUCUAAAAUAUAUCCAAAGGCUGUUAAUAGAGUAAAAGAAUUGAAAAAGAAUGAGAGUCUUAUAACUGAAAAAGUAUACAAAAAAAAUGUGAGAAGGUCACUUAGACAAUUGUCUGCAUUAGAAAAAAAAUUAAAAAAUGUUGGAGUCGAUUUGAAAUUUAAACCUGUAGAUGCUCCAAAAUUAUAGUUUAAAUAUAGAUUUUUAUUUAAACUUAUACCUUAAGUUAUUGCUAAUUUUUUAAAUCAAACAACUGUUAUCAAUUAAUUUCACCGGUUGUUUCUCAAAUAAAUUGUCAGUAAAAAUGAUAAGAUAAACAUUUACCGAUAAGUAUUUACCGAUUUUACUUAGGAUUCACUCAAGUGACAUUUCAUGUAAGCUCAAGACAUAAUUUCUGUUUAUAUUUUUCUUUUAAAAAAGUAUCAGUUUAUAAAAAAUAAAUAAAUAUAUUUAAAAAUGAAAAAUUUGACAAAUAUUUUUAUAAUAGCAUUAACGAUAAAU
Messenger RNA from Phymastichus coffea, 1041 nucleotides. RefSeq names its product MKI67 FHA domain-interacting nucleolar phosphoprotein-like. The record is from RefSeq and is a predicted model, not a curated record. Gene Ontology annotation, cellular component: nucleolus. The transcript has 4 exons. Lineage: Eukaryota; Metazoa; Arthropoda; Insecta; Hymenoptera; Eulophidae. The coding region runs from base 97 to 729 and encodes 210 amino acids. Gene Ontology annotation, biological process: maturation of LSU-rRNA from tricistronic rRNA transcript (SSU-rRNA, 5.8S rRNA, LSU-rRNA). Gene Ontology annotation, molecular function: RNA binding.